UAUAUUAAUAUAGUGCUUCAGUAAUAAGACAUUCUAUAGAUUUUUCACGAAACAGAUAAGAGAAAGGUUAUUUACUAAAUGGCUGUGCAGUCGGUCCCAGAACAGCAGAACCCGAUCUCUUCUCGUCAAUGUCACAAAGGUAACUUAUUGAUUCAGGGGAUGAAUGAAUCCAACAUUUCUUAGUAUAGCCAUCCUGAAUGACAGGAGGUUGAAAGUCAACGUGGCGAAGACUCAGGCGAUAUCCGUGGGCAGCAAUCUUCUCCCGGGCCCGCCAAGAUUGCUCGGCGAAGCUAUCGACUAUACGAUGGGAUAUCGUAUAUUCGUUUUCCUCGUAACCCGAUACGAUGCGGAGAAUGGACAUCAAUCGUCAGUCAACAAAGAUAUAACAGAUGAUGGCGGUGAUACUGAAGUCUGUCGUACAGGAUCAAUGUAUUAUUUAGAAAAUAACAAGGAAUUCAAAUCUCCUACAACUUCUCUAAGUACUUUUCUCUACUUGUACUACUACGGCUCAAUUUUGGAUACACCUCGAAAAGUUCACAGAAAAAGUGAACUCCACAAACUUUUGCGGUAG
Messenger RNA from Bombyx mandarina (wild silkworm), 571 nucleotides. RefSeq lists its product as uncharacterized. The record is from RefSeq and is a predicted model, not a curated record. Lineage: Eukaryota; Metazoa; Arthropoda; Insecta; Lepidoptera; Bombycidae.